CAUUCUCGCGAGAUGUUGGCGGUAGCUGGCUGCCAGCAGGCAAGGGGAUACUCAGCAUUUAGGGAUGUUUACACAGCGAUCUGCGGACUGUGGUAAAAAAAGCGAGACUGUUGGGCGCUCUUAAGUUUGAAAUUUGAGUAGCUAUCUGGUUCCUUGGGUCCCUAGCAACCAGACAGUGGUUUUGAAUGAGAAGCUGGAAUAUGGACAGGAGAGCACCUAAAUAGAAAGAUUAGUAAGAUGAUAUGAAAUGUUCCUGAUUUUCAUGGUUAGUUGGAUGGCCCCUUUCGAAACAUGGCAUUUGAACUCUGCCAUACUAUUUCUGUGGCCAGGCUGGAAAAACACAAGAAUCUUUUCUUAAAUUAUCGGAAUCUCAACCAUUUCCCUCUGGAACUGCUAAAAGAUGAGGGGCUGCAAUAUCUGGAGAGGCUUUACAUGAAGCGAAACUCUUUAACGACCUUGCCUGAAAAUCUUGCCCAGAAGCUUCCAAACCUUGUUGAACUGUAUCUUCACUCAAAUAACAUUGUAUUUGUCCCAGAAGCCAUUGGCUCCCUGGUAAAGCUGCAGUCUUUAGACCUAAGUAACAAUGCUCUGGAAAUCCUGUGCCCGGACAUUGGGAGACUUAAAUCACUGCGACAUUUACGCCUGACCAACAACCGGCUGAAAUUCCUACCGCCAGAAAUUGGAAAGCUAAAGGAACUGCAAACCUUGGAUUUAUCAACAAACCACUUGGUGAGUUUGCCAGAGAAGUUAUACCAGUGUCAGUCUCUGCAGUACCUGACGGUAGAUCGAAACCUGCUAUGCAGUAUUCCACGGCAGCUCUGUCAGCUAGCUAGCCUCAAUGAGCUCUCCAUGGCAGGAAACCGCCUAGCAUCUCUACCAUUAGAUCUGGGAAGAUCUCGGGAGCUGCAGUAUGUGUAUGUGGACAAUAAUGUUCAGCUAAAAGGCCUUCCCUCCUACCUGUACAAUAAAGUGAUUGGCUGCAGCGGCUGUGGAUCACCAGUGCCUCUUACAGAGAACAAGCUGCUAUCUUUUACCUCUGGGCAGCUUAGCAUCCAUGUCCCUGCUGAGGUAAAGUCUAUUGGUUCUGCAACGGAUUUUGUGCUUCCCCUCCAGGAGCUUGCACUGCGUUCCCUCCAUGCUAUCUUCUGCUCAUUUCUACAAGAUUUAAGUUGCACAACUCCUAUCUCGCUACCCAAAAGUCUACUGGAACUACUGCAGUGCCCUCUUGGACACUGCCAUCGAUGCAGUCAAUCCAUGUUUACCAUUGUCUAUCCAAAGCUCUUUCCGCUGAGAGAGACGCCUAUGGCUGGACUUCACCAGGGGAGGACUGCUGUUAGCUUUGUGGCUUAUUGCUGCUCAACCCAGUGUCUGCAGACGUUUGACUUGCUAAGUUGAUGUGUAUUUUGGUUGCUACCAUUGGUUCAUCUUCCAGUUUCUAACGGGCUCCUCUUUCCCAUGCCUUGAAGUGGUCUGCUAUCUAGAAGAUCCACCUCUGAUACUUCCUGACUUUGUGGAAUUCGAGGACUUCUGUUGUAUUAUGGGAGACUUUUAUUAUUUCCGACAUGGGCAUCUCUGAGUUACAUUUCCCUUUCCUUCCCAGUGGGUUAUCCAAUAAAGUCUAUUUCUCCCUCUGUGUGUUUCUAGAUUAAUCAAGAAAGCCACAGGGAGGUGAAAAAUCAAUCAA
Molecule: messenger RNA, 1684 nt
Organism: Xenopus tropicalis (tropical clawed frog)
Lineage: Eukaryota; Metazoa; Chordata; Amphibia; Anura; Pipidae
Gene: lrrc28
Product: leucine rich repeat containing 28
Exons: 11
Coding region: 292-1395 (367 amino acids)
Source: RefSeq, a predicted model, not a curated record